AUGACCAUCACUCCUGGGUUGUCUGUUCGCCUUUCCAAGCGGGCCAUCGUCCCCGCAUUCCGCGGACAGAGGCAGUUUAGCUCCGCACGCUCGAUGCUGAAAGAGAUUCAGGAUGCCUACAUUAUCAGUGCUUCCCGAACCCCGACAGCCAAGUUCAAUGGUUCAUUCGCUUCCGUCUCGGCUCCUGAACUAGGUGCUGUCGCCAUCAAGUCUGCUCUGAGCAAGUCCAAGAUUCCCGUAGAGAAAAUCAGUGAUGUCUAUAUGGGAAAUGUUCUGCAGGGAUCAGUUGGUCAGGCGCCCGCUCGCCAGGCAUCCAUCUUUGCCGGUCUGUCUUCGACUGUUGAGGCAGUGACUAUCAACAAGGUGUGCUCAUCCGGCCUAAAGUCAGUGGCGCUUGCCGCCCAAAAUAUUCAACUCGGUUUAGCAGAGGCGCAGGUGGCUGGUGGCAUGGAGAACAUGACCCGAGUUCCGUACUACAUGCCUCGGUCUAGUCAGCUACCUCCUUUCGGUGAGAUCAAGCUAGAGGAUGGUCUGAUCAAGGAUGGCCUGUGGGACGUGUACAAUCAAUUCCACAUGGGUAUUUGCGCGGAGCAGACCGCCAAGAAGUAUCAGAUUUCGCGGGAAGACCAGGAUCAGUACGCCAUUCGCUCUUACGAGCGGGCACAGCAGGCCUGGAAAGAGAACCGGUUUGCAGACGAGAUUGCCCCCGUCACGGUCAAGAACAAGAAGGGCGAGACUAUUGUGGAGCGAGAUGAGGGUUAUGAGAACCUGCGUGCAGAUAAGCUGACCAGUCUGAAACCUGCGUUCCUGCGGGAUGGAACUGGCACUGUCACUGCAGGCAAUGCGUCUACUAUGAACGAUGGCGCAUCUGCCCUGGUUUUGGUCAACGAGGACUUGGCUCGUGAAUUUGGUACUGGAGGACGGGUCCUGGCUCGCAUUCUCUCCACUGCCGAUGCUGCCAUUGACCCGGUUGACUUCCCAGUGGCCCCGGCCAAGGCUGUCCCGAUCGCACUUGAACGUGCUGGUAUCACCAAGGAGCAGGUGGCUGUGUGGGAGUUCAACGAAGCUUUUGCCGCAGUUAUCAAGGCCAAUGAGAAAAUUCUCGGUCUGGAGAAUGCCAAUGUCAAUAUGCUAGGUGGUGCUAUCUCCCUGGGUCAUGCUCUCGGCAGCUCUGGAUCGCGUAUCCUGGUAACUCUUCUCCACCAGCUCCAACCUGGUGAAUAUGGCGUCGCUGCUAUCUGCAACGGCGGUGGUGCAGCUUCUGCUAUGGUUGUACAGAGACUCGAUCGCGUGGAGUAA
Molecule: messenger RNA, 1299 nt
Organism: Penicillium longicatenatum
Lineage: Eukaryota; Fungi; Ascomycota; Eurotiomycetes; Eurotiales; Aspergillaceae
Product: thiolase family protein
Exons: 3
Coding region: 1-1299 (432 amino acids)
Biological process (GO): fatty acid beta-oxidation
Molecular function (GO): acetyl-CoA C-acetyltransferase activity
Source: RefSeq, a predicted model, not a curated record